This is a messenger RNA of Psylliodes chrysocephalus, 420 nucleotides long. The record is from the annotation of a GenBank genome assembly. Lineage: Eukaryota; Metazoa; Arthropoda; Insecta; Coleoptera; Chrysomelidae.
AUGAGCAUGCCGCAUCCAACCGCUCUGACGUCAGUACACGCGGCGUCGUUGCCACAUUUUUUACCGAGUCCUGCCUUGGCUUCUCCCGUUGGUUCAUCUUCUUCGCAACCGGGAAUGGGAGUAAGCAACCCGCCUUGUUCCACGCUCUUCGUGGCCAAUUUGGGACAAUUCGUGUCUGAACACGAGCUCAAAGAAAUUUUCGCAAGCUUCCCUGGCUUCUGCCGCCUGCGCAUGCACACCAAAGGUGGAUCCCCAGUCGCCUUCAUGGAAUACCAGGACGUGAGGUGCGCUGCACACGUUAUGGCAGCCCUGCAAGGCUCCUUUCUUCUCUCUUCGGAUCGCGGGCCCAUCCGAAUCGAAUACGCCAAAAGCAAAAUGGCUGCAGAGGGAACAAAAGGAGAAGAAACUGGACAAUCUUAA